CCACUUUGGGAGAUAGUGGUAAAAGCAGUGUUCUAUGGUAUCGUGAUUAUUUUAUCGCUUAUUGGAAAUACGUUGGUUAUUUUGGUGAUAUUUCGGCAUAGAUGGAUGAGAACGACUACAAACUACUAUCUGGUCAAUUUGGCAGUAGCAGAUUUGAUGGUGACCGUUUCAUGUACAUGGGUACACUUAGUUGAUGAUGUCACAGAAGGAUGGGUACUAGGAUCAUUUUUCUGUACUUUCAACUCAUUU
This is a messenger RNA of Lottia gigantea (owl limpet), 249 nucleotides long. RefSeq lists its product as hypothetical. The annotation marks the transcript as partial. Gene Ontology annotation, cellular component: plasma membrane. Gene Ontology annotation, biological process: G protein-coupled receptor signaling pathway. The record is from RefSeq and is a predicted model, not a curated record. Gene Ontology annotation, molecular function: G protein-coupled receptor activity. NCBI's taxonomy places the organism in Eukaryota, Metazoa, Mollusca, Gastropoda, Lottiidae. The transcript has a single exon.